CUAUACAAUUAAUAUACUCAUCAAGUGAAUCACUGGACAAACACAAUAGAGAAUAGUAACCUAAUUGAAUGAAUGUUAACGUAGUAGACGUAGCCUUAGGGUAUAAAUACAGUGUUCUGUUCGUAGAACACUUCACUCACUAAUAAACGGUCAAAGUGUAAACAUGUCGUUUUAUUAGUAGUCCGGAUUGGAAUCCGUGAAAUUCCAACAGGUUAUGGGGCCCAGACACAUUGAACUGUGGCAAUUAAUCUGCAGCGCCAGUUUGUACUGGAAGGGGUGUCAAUAACACUCGCUGUAUGAUUAAAUUGUGGUUGUUGUGUGUUCUGCGGAAAGUUUCGACGCUGGUUCGCGCUAUGGCAGUGGUGGCGGUAACUCCAAGUAUGGCGGUUGGUAUGGCAUCGUUUCGUCUGAGGAGUUAGUCACAAAGUGGUGACGGUAAACUCCAAGUAUGGCGGUUGGUAUGGCAUCGUUUCGUCUGAGGAGGUAGUCACAUGGCAGAUGGUCGCGUCGAUGAUGGUCGAUGGUCAAGUCAAUGGCAGACGACAAAAUUGGUCGAGUCAUGGCAGAUGACAAAUGGUCACGUCGAUGACGGUCGGUAGGCGUAAUACUGGGUGAGCAGUGCAAUCUCACAAACGGUUCAGCAUCAAUCAAGAUGGCAACAGUGGUCAAGAUGACAACGGUGGUCAAGAUGGCAACAGUGGUCAAGAUGGCAACAGUGGUCAAGAUGACAACGGUGAUCAAGAUGGCAACAGUGGUCAAGAUGACACACGAUGGUCAAGAUGACACAAUGGUCAAGAUGACACACAAUGGUCAAGAUGACGCACGAUGGUCAAGAUGACACACGAUGGGUGUGAUGACUACGGAUUUUAGUCAUGGAAAUAGCUAAAUGCUAUUCGUGGCAACUACGGAUUAGUUGCAAUUGGACAUAAAGGAAAGUCGCUGACAAAUCGUUUAAAUGUCGAUGGUCGAUGGUCAAAUCGUUUUCAAUGGUCGGUGGUAACUCGUUUCGAUGGCAAAUCGGUUCGAUGGUCGAUUAUACAUCGUUUCAAUGGUCGAUGGUUGUAUCAAUGGUGAAAAGAAGCAAAGAAUGGUCGAUGGUAAAUCGUUCAAAGAAUAAGAAUUGGUAUACGUAAUGCUCCAAUUGAGUGGGAGAAAUGCAAUUGAAGCGUCGUUUUUUGAAUUGGUCGAACUGUUUUCAAUGGUUAGUGUUUGGUGAAGCAUAUUGGUCGAAUGUCAAAUCAAUGGUGGAAUCGGUUCAAUGGUCACUCGCUCGCAGUACAAACAAACAAUUGCAUUAUCUGAUUCAGUGGGAGUUUUUUUGGAAUUCAAAUUCAUCUAUGAGUUAUAUGAAUUGAGUGGGAGUGUUGGAGCUAUACAAUUAAUAUACUCAUCAAGUGAAUCACUGGACAAACACAAUAGAGAAUAGUAACCUAAUUGAAUGAAUGUUAACGUAGUAGACGUAGCCUUAGGGUAUAAAUACAGUGUUCUGUUCGUAGAACACUUCACUCACUAAUAAACGGUCAAAGUGUAAACAUGUCGUUUUAUUAGUAGUCCGGAUUGGAAUCCGUGAAAUUCCAACACAAAGUACAUUUGUUAGCACGCAACAUUUAACUGCAUUUAAUACCGGUUGACAUCAAUUAAACGCUGCACGAUUCCAUAAACUAAAUAUUUACUUUGAGGACGAUUUUCACCAUCUGCAAAUUUUGCUGCAUUUGGUUAGGUCAGUAGUUAAAACAAUGCUGUCAGCCAACAUACCAGCACCAGCUUUAUUGUGUUUAUUCACGUUCCUUAAGACAACCACGCCAACAGUUUAUUUGCGCAACCCAAAUGAACGGGGGCCAACGGCAGUCAAUGCCGGCACUAAGUGCAUAUGUGCGAUGUCAGUAUAUUAUUUCAACGAUCCGCUGAUAACCCGAACAACAAAUUUAGAAUAUUUCCAUUCAAGUAAUUUGUCAGCUCCUUCAGCUGAUAUUGGAUCGAAUUUUUUGGUCAACAUACAUGCGAUGAUCACUGAUCAAAGUGUUGAAGGACUGCAGAUUCGAGUGACUUCUGAUGCUACAGGCAUUUACUCAUUAGUUAACGUUGAUCCACGAUCAAUAUUGUCGGUCGAUUAUUAUGUGUUCGUCGUUGAUGACAUUAGAAAGUUUAAAGAGGACUUGCAAAAUGUUGUUGUCAAGUCACCAUCUUGGAAUCCAGGAGCUAGAUUUCUUGUGCUUUUUAACAACCCAGAUGUGCGAAUCGACGCAAACGGUUAUAGUGGAGUAGACAUCGCUUCAAAAUUCUUCGAUUUAUUAUACAAUCGUUUCAAUGUGGCACGAGCUGUGAUCCUCUAUGCUUCUGGUAUCAAAACCUACAACAUUUAUGUUACUAAUCCUUACAAAAAUGAAGGCGAUUGCAGAUCAUUGAAGCCCAUUCUCAUUGACGUGUGCGAUAAUGGCAUAUUGAAACACACCGAACUAACCAAAAUAUCAAUACGAGCAGCCAGGGUGCCGGAAAAGGUACCUGCCUGUACUUUUACUUUCUGCACUAGAGAAAGUGAGCCAUACAUCGAAGAAAACUGUACAUCUGGAUUGGAAAUUGAUAUAGUGCGAACCAUUCAAGAUAUAAUGAAGUUUCAGACGAACAUCAUUUGUUCCUCAUUACCGAGAGGUGACAUGCAUAAUGGCAGUUGGACUGGAUUGCUGCGUCUAGUAAGAGAAGAUAAAUGUGACUUUGUUUUUGGUGGAUUCUUUCCCGAUAAUGACGUUCAUGAAGAUUUCGGCCAUACUUCGUCUUAUUUCGAAGACACAUACACCUGGUACAUUUACUUUGCACCUUUACGACCGCGAUGGAAAGGUCUAAUAGAAAUAUUUCAAUCUGAGACGUGGCUGUUACUUAUUGGAACCCUAUUCAUCGCUGGGUUGUCAUGGUUUGUAUUCGGUAAAGCGAUGGCUGAAACAAAUUCAAACAAAAAACUUGUGCUUUGUGUGAUGAAUUCCCUUGCUGUUAUAUUGGGAAUAUCGUCGAAUAACCGCCCCGACUACACCCCUCUGCGUAUAUUUUUCGUUUUGCUUGCAUUGUAUGGACUAAACGUCACUACAAUCUAUACGUCGAAAUUGAUAACGGUAUUCACUGAACCAGCACAUGAACAACAGAUUACCACCAUUCAAGAAAUCUUGAAGGAACGAAUACCAAUAGGUGGCCAAGAGGAGUAUGAAGAUUGGUUUAUGAAUGAAAAUCCAUUGGAUCAGAUCAUUUCGGAAAAGUACAACAAUUCAGACCAUUUUCUGGCAACAUUAGAAAACAUGGCAUUAGUCCGUGAAGGUUACAUUUCCAUCCUAACAAAUCGAAUGUUUGUACUUAGCCACGAUCUGCAGGAGGACAUUUUCGGCAUACCUGGAAAUGUUUUUACGAGUCCCCUUGAAAUGAUUGCGGAAAGAGGUUUCCCGCUGAUAAAAAAGUUCAGCAGUUUAAUUCAUCGUAUGAAGGACGCUGGACUGACAUCGAAAAUUUAUAAGGAUUUUCUGCACAAUAAGACAAUAUUGGACUUUAUUCGUCACAGAGACCGCAUCCAUGAGGUAGGCCAGAUCACAUUGACUCUGGAUCAUUUACAAGGGGCCUUCGCUGUGUUGAUCAUUGGAUUGAUCAUUAGUUUAGUGGUAUUUCUUAUUGAAAUUUUAUUGAACAGUAAAUGGUUCAUCAUGAACUACGGAAAGUUAACCAGAAGUCUUGGUAGACGGUUUCAUCGAUUGAAGAUCAAACCAAAAAAGAAACUGUUAAAGCCACGUCGACUGAAGAACAAACCCAAAAAGAAAACGGUUAAGCUGCGCAAAAAGUUUAAAUAAUUUAUUGCGGUUAAAGCGAGGAGAAAAUGUUGUAGAAAUUUCGUUUUAAUAAAUAUCAGAAGU
Bradysia coprophila is the source of this 3887-nucleotide messenger RNA. It is a transcript of the gene Ir60a, whose product is annotated as Ionotropic receptor 60a. The record is from RefSeq and is a predicted model, not a curated record. Lineage: Eukaryota; Metazoa; Arthropoda; Insecta; Diptera; Sciaridae.